Molecule: messenger RNA, 899 nt
Organism: Homalodisca vitripennis (glassy-winged sharpshooter)
Lineage: Eukaryota; Metazoa; Arthropoda; Insecta; Hemiptera; Cicadellidae
Product: 39S ribosomal protein L22, mitochondrial-like
Exons: 5
Coding region: 144-818 (224 amino acids)
Biological process (GO): translation; ribosome assembly
Cellular component (GO): mitochondrial large ribosomal subunit; ribosome
Molecular function (GO): structural constituent of ribosome
Source: RefSeq, a predicted model, not a curated record
AUACAUAAUACAGAGUUUGAGGUUAUGCGGUGCAGUAGAAUUUGUUACUAAUUUGUAUUCCUACAUAAUUUUGUUCUCAUGAUUAGUUGAAAGAAAUAUUAAUUUUCUGCAUCCGCCCUCCAAAGGUUUGAUAAGAAAAAAAAAUGUGGGUUCUACAGAAUUGUAUAGCAACUCUUGCUCGGCUUGGGAAUGUAUCUGCAUGCUAUCAGUGUUGUCGCAGUGGUCUGCAGCUAGGUCCAGCCAGUGUCGCUCUGCAGAGAAUAAACUUCCACACGAGCGAGCAACAGUUGAGACAGUCACUAUUCCCGGAACCAAAAAAGUGGCCUACUUAUAAUGAAAAAGUCUUCCCUCCUCAACAGCCCGAUGAAGAGAGGAGACCUGCUUAUGUUUGUCACAUGAAGCUAAACAUCCAUCACAGCCCGAAGAAGAUGUGGUAUGUGGCAAUAUUAGUAAGAGGGAUGUCAGUUGAUGAAGCAGUAAAACAGCUCAGUUUUGUGCCAAAGAAAGGGGCUGUUCAUGUUAAGGAAACCAUCCUGGAAGCUCAAAGACUAGCUGUUGAAGAGCACAAUGUCGAGUUCAAAAGUAACUUAUGGGUUGCGGAGUCAUUUGUCGGGAAGGGUUUGACUGUGAAAGGACUUCGUCGCCAUGCUAGGAUGAGACCUGGCAGAAUAGACUAUCGCUAUUGCCAUUACUUCGUACGUCUGGAGGAGGGGCCUCCACCCAAGCAGUACUACUGGUCUGAAGAUCGAUCAGGCGAGGGAUUGCUUAAGAAAUGGCUCCAGGAAAAGCGUGAUAGGGCAAUACUUAACACGCUUUAAAGGUAUCAACUCGAUUACUUCUGUAAUAUUUUGUAUCAAAUGAUUAGUUUAUUAUUCAGUAAAAUAUCUUAGAUAUUUUUA